UGUAUUCACAAAUGAAAAUACUUCACCCGAGCACCUCAGUAAUAGAGCCAAAAAGUCAGAUACCUGAAAUUUGAAAGUCAAAAUCUCCUGAAAGAAAUAGAAGCAUUAAGAAAAUUGCAUCUGAUUGUGCAAGUCUAGGUCCAGACAAGCCUUAUGAUUCCAACCGACUAUAGCUUGUAACCCUUUAAAAUCCCAUUCAAGUCAAGAUUACUCCAAAAAGGAUUCCUACAAUUAUGAGGAAAAGGCUGUACUGAGCCAUAAUUCAAGAUACUCCAAGAGACUAAGCCAUCAAAGAGAUUCAUUCACAAAAAUGAACUUUGAUAUGAAUCUUCGAGGCAAAGCUGGCCCUGGAUAUAUUCAAUCAGUUAUUGGUCGCAACAGCAACUACGAGAGCCUGAACCAAUAUAUUAAAAUGAGUAUGAGCAAGAAGUUAGAUGAUAGCAGGAUCGACCUUGCUAGGUCUAUAAACAACUCUGACUUCAAAAAGCCUAUUGGCAUCAAUAGAAAAUCAAAGGAUGCAAAAUACGGAAGAGAGUUUGAACAUAAAAUGCCUAGUUUUAGCCAACAUUUUGCCUCUAAUACACUCAAAUCUAAUAAAAGCAAGCACCUCACCAAUGACUCAGGUGAGAGCAUACAUCCAGGUAGCUUCAAUCAAAAAGAGAGAAAAAUUUCAAAUCUUGACGACUCUGAUUUUGACCCAAUGCUCGUUAAAGGGAAACAAAAUUUACCAAUCAAAAAGCAUGUUGGGACAUUGGGUCAAAUAGCCCAAGAGAUUCCAAAGAAGUACAGUAAAGUUAUCAAGAAGAUUCCAAAAAUUAAUAGCUUAAGUAAUAAUCACAGUUUGAUCAGAAAAGUCAGCCACUCCAUUAAUUCUGAAGAUACUUAUAAAAACAUUCAUGAAAUGGAAGCUCAAAAUGCAGCCAUUCCCAAGAGCUACAGAAUUGCUAAGAUUGGGUACGAAAAUGAGCAUGUUAAGGUGAGAGAGAACCACUACAACGAUGGAAUAACUGACUUCCCCUACUCAAAGGGAAAUUCAGAUAGAACCUCCCAAAAUCUAGCUGAUCUAACAAGGAAUAGCUCAAAUAUCUCUGAAAAAUAAUUUCUUUGGAUAUCACACACUUGAAAAUAAAAUUAAGAACCCAAAUAUUCUCAGAUAUCCUGGUGAAAACUACGAAUCCAAGAUAACUGCUCACAUAGAUCACUCAAUGACUGAAAAUACGGAUAUGAGGAGCAAGCAUAACCCAAGUAAAUUGUCUAAUUCGGCCUCAGAGGUUGAAAGUCCAGCUCAAAGGAACUAUAACCCAGGAAGAAUCACUGACUUUUACACAAUGUCAGAGAUCAUCAUCGGGAAAGGCUCUUAUGCAGUAGUUAAGAUGGGAUUCAAAAACCCUACUGCUGGCACAAGUUCUUCAGAAUGCAAAUAAAGUAGCCAUCAAGAUAUACAACAAGGCAGUUAUAAAGAAAUAAGCAAAAGAGAGGUAGCGUUGACCAAGAGAUAAACGCUUUGUUCAGCCUCAACCACGAAAAUAUAAUCAGGCUUUAUGAUGUAUUCCAGGACGAUCUCUGAAUAUACCUAGUCACUGAAUACAUUGAUGGGGAAUCUCUUCUCUCCUACAUGAAGAAGAAACCAAACAAGAGAUGAAGCAUGGAAGUAAGCAGAGAGCUCUUCAAGCAAAUAAUCAGUGGGAUCUCCUACUGCCACCAGCAAGGAUUUGCACAUAGAGAUAUUAAACUUGAAAAUAUAUUGGUCACCAAACUAGAAAACAAAAAGAAAAUGGCUCUUGAAAUCCCUCUUGUUAAAAUUAUUGAUUUUGGAUUUGCAGUUCAGUACCAAAUCGGAGAAAAGGGGACCACUUAUUGUGGAACUCCAAACUACAUGGCUCCUGAGCUUAUUAAGAAAGAAGAAUUUGACUACGAACUCGUUGAUGUCUGGGCCCUUGGUGUCCUAUUUUACUCUCUUUUAACUGGUCUCUUCCCGUUCAAAGGAGCAAGCAAUAAAGAUAUGUUUUCAAGGAUAACUAAAGGGAAUUAUAUCAUCCCAGAACGAAUCAAAAUUGGUCCGAAAAGACUCAUUAUGAAAAUGCUCCAGGUCAACCCAGAGCACAGAAGUAAAUUAAGAAAUAUCACUGACAAAUGGCUGAUGCAAGACACAGAAGAGAAAAUCCAGGAGCACAAACUCAAGAAAAAGCAAUUAUUUGACCAACUCCAGUAAAAUUCCCUACUAAAACCUCUCUAGCAGCAGUGUUAUUAAUAUAAAAUAAGCUCAACGGGACUACUCAGGACAUACCUCUCCCAGCCAGCCAAUUUUUAAAGAAAAUCAACCGAUCCGAAAAGCCCCUAAAAAUCCCUCCAAACGGUGCCUACAUAAAAAGCUACUUCACAGAUCAGUACUCUCCAGCGACCAGCACCGAAAACAACAAGCUGCCACCCAUCAAUCGGAAGCCCGCCAAAGUGCCUCCAAGAGGGAGGUGAUCCUCCCUCGGAAACACCAUUGCGCCAUACUAAUUGUUAUUAGUCAGCC
Moneuplotes crassus is the source of this 2521-nucleotide messenger RNA. NCBI's taxonomy places the organism in Eukaryota, Ciliophora, Spirotrichea, Euplotida, Euplotidae. The record is from the annotation of a GenBank genome assembly.